Molecule: messenger RNA, 2375 nt
Organism: Cornus florida
Lineage: Eukaryota; Viridiplantae; Streptophyta; Magnoliopsida; Cornales; Cornaceae
Product: sulfate transporter 3.1-like
Exons: 12
Coding region: 188-2158 (656 amino acids)
Biological process (GO): transmembrane transport
Cellular component (GO): membrane
Molecular function (GO): secondary active sulfate transmembrane transporter activity
Source: RefSeq, a predicted model, not a curated record
CCCUCCCUCAGUCCAGUUCCAACCUUCCCACCACCACCACCACCACCGUGGCUUUCUGCAAAGCACCACGUACUCCCCAUUUCACUACCAAAACAAACAACACUCUCUCUCCCUCUAUAUAUAUCACUAGUUUUAGCUAACUAGCUAGUACCGAAAAGGCCAUCCACCAUUGUUUUUGAGCUCACAAAUGGGCAACGCCGACUACUUAUACCCUCCGGUGAACGUCGAGUGCGCUCACAAGGUCACCGUCCCUCCACCGCAACCCUUUCUCAAGUCACUCAAGUACAAUCUGAAAGAGACUCUUUUCCCUGACGAUCCUUUCCGGCAAUUCAAGAACCAGCCAAUGUCCCGAAAAAUCAUCCUAGCCAUCCAGUUCUACCUACCCAUCUUCGAAUGGGGUCCGCGUUACACUCUCGAGUUCUUGAAAUCGGACCUCAUCGCCGGAAUCACCAUUGCCAGCCUCGCCAUCCCUCAGGGAAUCAGCUACGCAAAACUGGCCAACUUGCCGCCAAUUCUUGGACUGUAUUCGAGCUUUGUUCCGCCUCUGGUUUACGCGAUGAUGGGGAGUUCGAGAGAUUUGGCUGUGGGGACUGUUGCUGUUGCUUCACUUCUCACAGCUUCUAUGUUGGGGAAUGAAGUGAAUGCUACUGAGAAUCCCAAGCUCUAUCUUCAUCUCGCCUUCACGGCCACCUUCUUCGCCGGAGUUCUUCAAGCUUCUUUGGGACUCUUAAGGCUAGGAUUUAUAGUGGAUUUCUUAUCACAUGCAACCAUAGUAGGGUUCAUGUCAGGAGCAGCCACUGUGGUCAUCCUGCAACAGUUAAAAGGGAUUCUUGGGCUUGAGCACUUUACCCAUGGAACAGAUAUGGUGUCUGUCCUGCGUUCUGUCUUCGGCCAAACACAUAAGUGGAGAUGGGAAAGUGCUGUAUUGGGAUGCUGUUUCCUUUUCUACCUCCUCCUUGCUAGAUAUUUUAGCAAGAGACGACCAAAGCUGUUUUGGAUAUCAGCGAUGGCUCCUUUGACGUCUGUUAUCUUGGGAAGCCUCCUCGUUUAUCUCACCCACGCUGAAAAACACGGUGUCCAAGUGAUUGGACAUUUGAAGAGAGGAGUGAAUCCCGUGUCAAUAAUGGAUCUGGCAUUUGGAUCACAGUACCUGACAACAGCCAUCAAAACUGGCAUUGUCACGGGUGUCAUCGCUCUUGCUGAAGGUAUUGCUGUGGGAAGAAGCUUUGCCAUGUUCAAGAAUUACCACAUCGAUGGUAACAAAGAAAUGAUUGCUUUUGGAUUGAUGAACAUUGUUGGCUCUUGCACUUCUUGCUACCUGACCACAGGGCCAUUUUCAAGAUCAGCAGUGAACUUCAAUGCAGGAUGCAAGACAGCAGUUUCAAACAUUGUUAUGGCAAUCGCCGUGAUGAUCACAUUGUUACUCCUAACACCACUCUUCCAUUACACUCCCCUCGUGGUCCUGUCAUCCAUAAUCAUCGCUGCAAUGCUCGGACUCAUAAACUACGAAGAAGCCAUUCAUCUCUGGCAUGUUGACAAGUUCGACUUCCUAGUCUGCAUCAGUGCAUAUGUUGGUGUGGUCUUUGGCAGCGUCGAAAUUGGCUUAGUCUUAGCGGUUGGUUUAUCUGUGGUUAGGGUACUUUUGUUUGUGGCCAGACCAAGGACCUUGAUUCUUGGUAACAUACCUGAUUCUAUGAUCUACAGAAGUGUGGACCAGUACCCAAACGCAAACAAUGUUCCCGGAAUUCUCAUACUUGAGAUUGCUGCUCCCAUUUACUUUGCCAAUUCUAGCUACUUAAGAGAAAGGAUAUCAAGAUGGAUAGACGAGGAAGAAGAAAAACUAAAAUCUUCUGAAGAGGCCAGCUUGCAGUAUGUUAUACUUGAUAUGGGUGCCGUUGGUAACAUUGACACUAGCGGAAUUAGCAUGCUAGAGGAGGUGAAGAAGAGUAUUGAUAGAAGAGGGCUCAAGCUUGUAUUGGCAAAUCCUUGUGGAGAGGUGAUGAAGAAGCUGAACAAGUCGAAAUUCAUCGAGGCAAUAGGGCAGGAAUGGAUCUAUCUGACAGUGGGAGAGGCUGUAGGAGCAUGCAACUUCAUGCUUCACACAGGCAAACCCAAGGAUGUCACAAAUGAAUCAGAUACAUGGACCAACAAUGUCUGAUCGAGCUACUAAUAAUUAACGAACCCUAAAGGAUAUAUAUACAUUAUAUAUAUAUAUAUAUAUAAUUGCGACCAACUUAUUUUCAUCUGCGGUUACCAUGCAUGCAUCACUUAAUAAGGAUGCAACACAUUUGGCUCACUGAAUCAAAAGGAAAAUGUGUUGGUUUAAGUGAUCUGAUGAUGGGAGGUUUUCUUUUUUUUUUUUUUUUUUUUUUUUU